AUGGCCCAACCCAAAAGCUUUACUUAUCGGCCUUUGGGAAGGCGCCAGAUCAGACUGGUAACCCUCCUUCCAGACGAAGACUCUCAACAAAUCAGGUGUACACUUGACCACGUAUCACUGAGCAGCAAGCCGAACUUUGAGGCCCUCUCGUGUGUCUGGGGGGCGGACGUUUUGCAUGCGUCGAUUUUGAUCAACGGGGAGUUGUUCAGCAUUCGACGAAACCUCUGGUUUGCUCUGUACCAUUUCCGAGGCUCCAAAAAGGCAACUGGACGAGACGUCCGAAGAGAUGAAGCUAUGACAGCAACAAAUCGGCGUGAGGAGACUAAGAAACCUGCUUGGGGAGAUGGAGAUUUCGUUGCCGAAAUUGGGACUUCAGAGCCUUGGUAUUCAUCCCAAAAUCUUUUCGGGUGGGGAAAAACAUGGAAGUCAGGAAUGGUGAACUCCAUAGCCGUCGAUAAGCCCUUAACGAUUUGGAUCGACGCAAUAUGCAUCAACCAAGACGACAUUAUAGAACGGGGAGCACAAGUCCAGAUCAUGGGGGAAAUCUACCAAACGGCAUGGAGGCUUCGAAUUUGGCUAGGCGAACAUUCCUCAAACACCAUUCCUGCUAUGGAGAACUUUUCCCUCGUUGAUAGGGGAACCAAGUUGUCUCUUGAUGUUCCUGGGGGGCGGAUAUGGAACCAGACCUCAGAAGCCAUAUCAAGGCUGAGAUAUCGGGGUGGGGAGCGUAUUGAUCGCAUAAUCGACUUUUUAUCCCAAGUCAAACGCGUGAUAGAUGACGACGAAAUUCCUCUCACCAGGAUCAUCAGUCGUGAUCUACAAGAUUUGGACGUCGCAUGGGGGCAGUUGAAGGCGAACAGGCUCUAUCCAGAUCACGAUGACCCAGAAGAGCUCCUGCAAUCACUGCUGACCAUGCAUGACCUCACAUACCAAGUUCUUUUGAUAUGCCUCCGAGCCAAAACUUUCUUGAUUCCAAGUCGUUUGAGGGGUACAAUUGAUGCGAAGAAUCUCACAGUGGAAUCUCUCGAGGGUAGUGUACCCUGUCUUUCCGGAUCGGUUCAAAGGUGUUGUCGGAAGGGUAUAUUAGAAAUAUGCCAGCGCCCCUACUGGAGCAGACUCUGGGUCAUUCAGGAAGCAGUUCUGGGUUCCGAGCCGAUUAUUCACUGUGGCGCUUCUGUCUUAGGGUGGGCCAAAUUUGAGAGGUUUCUAAAUGCUACGUUUCUGAAAGAGCUUGAGGGCCUCACAAUGUAUGGCCCAGGGUAUGAACUAUCUCCUGAACUCGUUGAAAUAAUUGCCGGGACACCUGCAGUGGAAUUUCUGAAGGCUUUCCGGGUUACGAAGUCUGGAGGCGUCGGCUGCAGCUCUUUGAGAUAUCUCAUAACCUCUUUUGCUAGAUCCCAGGCCAAGGACCCCAGGGACAUGGUGUAUGGACUCCUGGCUCUUUCCGACUCCGCUGAAGACACCGAUAAUUUUACACCCGACUACACCAAACCGCCACAUGAGCUUUACGUGAAAGUCGUCAAGGCUUCUCUCUGGAAACGUGGCUCUGUCUGGAGUGGGGCUGAUAACUAUCUGGUCUCUUUCAGUCGUCUGCUUCAGCAAGUGUUCGGCGAUCCUUUCUGGGACAGCAAAUGUGAUACACCCUUAUGGAUGAAGAACGUUAUUCCUAGUAGUUACGACCUUGGUGAGAUACUCGAGGUGGGGGGCCUCGUUGCGAAAAAAGUACAAUGGGAUCCGUGUAACACGACCAUUUGGGAGAAUGGUUCAUUUGCAGGUUCUAUGCCUGGAGAUUUCAGAUCCCUGCGACACGACUUACAUAGUUCGCGACUCGAGCCAAAAGAUUUUGCCUGGCUAAACCAUGGUUCAACUUCCAACGCAAAAGAUAUUGUCCCACUAAACAACUUAGAAGCCCGCUCAAUUCUCGAAUUCAAUAGUGGAAAACGAGCUCUAGUUUACAAUCAGAAGUUUACUGCUCUUGGAUAUUGGGGUUCAUCCCAAAGUGGCAGCGUUCUGUUGUCAACUCCUGUUCGCGAAGGAGAGUACUUGUGUUGUUUCAAAGACUGCCAGGUGGCUGCUAUUGUUCGUGAGAAUUGGCCCGGCGUAUAUUCUAUUGUCCGCCAUGCUAUUGUGUGUGGCAAAGAUCUUCAUAUAUUGAAAUAUUGGAUGGUGGAAUACACCGUACGACUGAGUUCCGAGAGGCUUCAGAUGUUGACCAUGUGA
Molecule: messenger RNA, 2220 nt
Organism: Hyaloscypha bicolor E
Lineage: Eukaryota; Fungi; Ascomycota; Leotiomycetes; Helotiales; Hyaloscyphaceae
Exons: 5
Coding region: 1-2220 (739 amino acids)
Source: RefSeq, a predicted model, not a curated record